This is a messenger RNA of Aspergillus aculeatinus CBS 121060, 1118 nucleotides long. Its product is annotated as Voldacs domain-containing protein. The transcript is spliced from 2 exons. Gene Ontology annotation, cellular component: spliceosomal complex; cytosol. The coding region runs from base 68 to 1093 and encodes 341 amino acids. Gene Ontology annotation, biological process: mRNA cis splicing, via spliceosome. NCBI's taxonomy places the organism in Eukaryota, Fungi, Ascomycota, Eurotiomycetes, Eurotiales, Aspergillaceae. The record is from RefSeq and is a predicted model, not a curated record.
CUCCCCCCCAAAUCCUCCCCAACCUCACAUCCCCAACUCUCCGAACAAACGCGCCUUCAGUUUAAAAAUGGAACCCCUAACCACCGCCCCCGACACAACAACCUUCAUCCCCCUCGCCGAGCACCAAUCCCGCACCCCAAGCUCCUUCCACACGGGCCCAGCCAUCCUCUACCACCACCGCACAGGCUGCCACCUGGUUGUCCUCGAGCGCGACCUCCUCGCCAACCCGACCCUGCGCGCCUUGCAAGCCAGCAACCCGAAUGGCGCUGACACCACCACCACCACCACCAGCGAAGAGAUGGCGAAUGCGAAUGCGGAUGCGGAUACAUCAUCCCCCAAGGAACUAACGCUCUCCAACAUCUCCGUCUGGGUUACAUCCGACAAAUUCCUCCUCUACUCCCCCACCACAAACGCAGGGCUCUCAAUCCCCUACCCCUCCAUCUCGCUGCACGCCAUCCAACGCCUGCGUCUCCCCACCUCCGCAACCAGCCAGGCCGCAGAAGAGGAACAGCAAGGCCUCUACAUGCAGAUCGCCACCCCGUCCACGGCGGGAUUCUCGGCCGAGGACGACGAGGAGGAAUGCACGAUUUUGACGCUGGUGCCGCCUUCUUCACACGCCCCAGGACAGCAGCAACAAGCAGAGGAAAAGAGGGAAGACGGGCUUGGGGCGGAGACCGAAACGGAAACGCCGACGCAGGCGCUCUACGCUGCGGUUUCGGCGUGCUCGAAUUUGCAUCCCGAUCCGGUGGAGCCGGGGGAUGAGGAGGACGACGACGAGGAUGAGGGGGAAGAAGGACAAGGUCACGGAGAUAGUGCGUUGUUGCAGUCGGGGUUGAUUGCGAUGGGGAAUGGAGCGGGUGGGUUGCCGCCGCCGAUGGAUGGGAGUUCCGGGUGGAUCACGGCGGAGAAUAUGCACGAGUUUUUCGAUGAGGAUGGGAAUUGGAUCGGCGGCGGGCAGGAGCCUACGUUGUCUCUGGGCCCCGGGGCGGGGACGGUGAGGCAGAGGGAGGAGGACGGUGCGGAAGCGCAGCAGGAUGGUGAUAUCAAUGGGGAGGCGGAGAGUGAGGAGACCAAGUGGAGAAGAACGGAUUAGUUGCACGAUGCUCCAGAGUUCUAUA